UGUCCCAGUUCAAAAGGAAGUAAAAAUCAGUAAAAAAAUUUAGGCUUUUCCAAACAAGGUGCAAGUGUUAUUUGAAUUUAUAACGUCAGCAGUUCUCUUCUUUAUAAUAAUCUCAUGACAGUCUGCAUUCACACGGUCUGAAAGCCAUAGAUGGCUGACUCUACUGAAGAAUUCGAACCCCUUUUCGAUUACUCACGCGUUCAGCCCUGUAAUGUCAUUAACCUCGAUGAUGAUAGCAUGGAUGAAUCCCCCGUAUUCUUCGAUAAGAAACGGAAAAUUGCAGACGCUGAUGUUGAAGAGAAAGAGAAGGAUGUAAAUGGGAAGGAUAUCGAGGUGAUUGAUUGCGACAGUAAGGUAGAUGAAGAAGAAGAUUGGCUACCUCCAGCACCAAAGAAUUCAAGAAAUACUGAAAAGAUACUUGACGAGGACUCUACUAUAAAGGCGCUACGGCUAAAAAAGGAGGAGUUGGCAUCACUGGCGAAUUCAGCUGAGGAAGUUUUGCGAGCUGUUGAAGAAUCUGUAAGGAAAGACCUCAGUGCAUCAUUACUGUCUUCUCUGGAGAAUGCAGCGGAGAAGCCACAGAAUCCUCUUCCAGAGAGAGCAAAAGUAGUUAUCUCCAUUCAGAACAAGGAUGAACUUAAACAAUUUCGUGUUUACACGGAUGAUAAAUUUGAACGACUCUUCAAGAUGUAUGCUGACAAAGCUAAGCUCGAUAUUAAACAAUUAGUUUUCUGCUUCGAUGGGGAUAAAAUAAGUCCGGCAGAGACUCCUGGUAGCCUAGGGAUGGAGGACGAUGAUAUAAUUGAAGUGCAUAUGAAGUCAAACUAAUCCAGGUAAAAAUGGAUGUUGGAUGACCUGUAGCAUUCAAGUUGAUGAUUCUCUUCCUUGGACUCAAUGGCUUCUUUUGAACGACUUGUGUAAAAAAAUCUUUAUUUUGUUGUCCUGCAACUGUAAAGUGGAAAUCUUCUGUUGGUGAAUGACGAUAAACAUAGUAGAAGCUAUUUCGAAAGAAGUGCAAGGAUUUUUUGCAUACCUCUGUAACUGUAAAAGCUCAGUCUCCUCGUAAGUAGAAUAAGCACACGCAAACAUGCAUCCCGGGUUAAGAAAAUGAAUGUAGGACUCUCUUCAUUUGAGUUGGAUUGUAUACCAUGCAAGUUGCAACUAACUAUUAAGAUGUUAGAGAAUGUGAUUUGCGUAAGAAUGUGGUUGUUGCAGUCGCAUUUAUAGUUUAUGGAAUUUCAUUUCACAUGGCUA
Messenger RNA from Olea europaea var. sylvestris, 1254 nucleotides. RefSeq lists its product as uncharacterized. The transcript is spliced from 7 exons. The record is from RefSeq and is a predicted model, not a curated record. The coding region runs from base 151 to 828 and encodes 225 amino acids. Lineage: Eukaryota; Viridiplantae; Streptophyta; Magnoliopsida; Lamiales; Oleaceae.